Messenger RNA from Ricinus communis (castor bean), 1245 nucleotides. RefSeq names its product DAR GTPase 2, mitochondrial. Gene Ontology annotation, cellular component: mitochondrion. The record is from RefSeq and is a predicted model, not a curated record. The transcript is spliced from 8 exons. Lineage: Eukaryota; Viridiplantae; Streptophyta; Magnoliopsida; Malpighiales; Euphorbiaceae. The coding region runs from base 29 to 1171 and encodes 380 amino acids. Gene Ontology annotation, molecular function: GTPase activity; GTP binding.
AAUAAGGCAAAGAAGAGAAGAGAAAGAAAUGGCAAAUAUAAGCAGUAGAAAAAGUAACUGCUACAUAAAAAUGUUAGCCAGUGAAAUAGGAAAAAGAGUAAUGAAAGCAUCAAGAAACAGAGAACAAAGAUGGUAUAAUCCUCACAUGGCAGCUGCCUCUAGUGCUAUUGCAGAACGAAUCUCAUUAGUUGAUUUCGUAAUUGAAGUUAGAGAUGCUAGAAUUCCUUUGUCUUCAGAGUGUCAGCUUUUGACUAAUCACUCGGAUUCCUCUCGCCGAAUUAUAGUUAUGAACAAAAUGGACCUUGCUAAUCGCUUGCAACUCAAGGAUUGGAUCAAGUAUUUUAAGCAAAGAGGUUUUGUUUCUUAUGCAAUCAAUUCUCACAAUAAAGACAAUGUAAAAGAGUUCCUCAACUUUUUACAAGGCCAAGUCAGAGGACUGAAGAACAUUGACCAUUCUGGUUGUACCAUAACAAUGAUGAUGGUUGGGAUUCCUAAUGUUGGCAAGUCAGCCCUUGCCAAAUCUUUGCAUCACAUUGGAAGGAUUAGUGCUGCAGAGAAAGGAAAGUUGAAGCACGCAAAAGUCACUCCACAUCCAGGAGAGACAAAAGACAUCAGCAGCUUGAAGAUUGGUAGCCAUCCCAAUAUCUAUGUGCUAGACACCCCAGGUGUUUUACCUCCUCAAAUCUUUGAUGCUGAGGUCUGCUUCAAGCUAGCUCUGACAGGAACAUUUAGAGAUGGCUUGAUUGGAGAAAGAGAACUUGCUCAAUAUUUUCUAGCUAUUCUCAACCUAAGCGAUGAAUAUAAGAAAUGGGCAAAGUUGUCUGCCCGUGAAAAAGAGAAGUCAUUCACAGACAACAAAGCAGAGUGUUUAAGGGACAAACAACUGGAUACAGAAGGGAAAAAGGAACACCUUACAGAUCAUACACAGGAUUUCAUAGUGCAUUGUGCCCGGCGAAAGCUUUUUGAGACUGUUUCAUCUUUUGAUGGUGAUGUGCAAAAUGAAGUGGAUUUGCAGAAGCUUAUUGAAUUGCAGGUUGCAGCCUUGACAGAAACAUUUCACUUGCCUCUGGAUUUAGAAGAUGAUGCUUGUAGUAAGGUUGCUACUAAGUUACUCAAUUUGUAUCGUACUGGGAGACUUGGACAUUACACUUUAGACCCUUUGGUAUUGUAACAUUAACAAUAUAGGAAUUACCUAUAAGAAGAGCAAGUUAUUAAAAGAAGGCUUAAUUGCAAAAAAGUUCUCGA